This is a messenger RNA of Triticum urartu, 1885 nucleotides long. RefSeq names its product cytochrome P450 84A1. NCBI's taxonomy places the organism in Eukaryota, Viridiplantae, Streptophyta, Magnoliopsida, Poales, Poaceae. Gene Ontology annotation, molecular function: monooxygenase activity; oxidoreductase activity, acting on paired donors, with incorporation or reduction of molecular oxygen; heme binding. The record is from RefSeq and is a predicted model, not a curated record.
CCAGGGCGUGAAGAGAAAAUGCUUCGUGCAUUGUAGCUACAGGAGCGCACUGGUACAAGGCUGGUCCGGGGCGUUGAAAAUUCCUCGCUACGGCAUUGUAUAGGAUUAUAUAUUCUGGCUUGCAAGUGAGAAAGCGUAGUAUCCUGAGCUAGAUCGUGCAUGCCAUUAAUGGCUGCCUUCGCAAAGAUGGCCGUGGAGUGUCUCCAGGACCCACUGAUCUGGCUGUUCCUCGUCUCGGUGGCCUUGGCCACCCUGCGGAGACGGAGACGGCGGGGCUACGCGCCGUUCCCUCCGGGCCCGAAGCCGCUGCCCAUCGUCGGUAACAUGACGCUGGUGAACCAGCUGACGCACCGCGGGCUGGUGGCGCUGGCGGAGAAGUACGGCGGGCUGCUGCACCUCCGCCUCGGCUGCCUCCACGUGGUGGCGGUGUCGACGCCGGAGCACGCGCGGGAGGUCCUGCAGGCGCGUGACGGCGCCUUCUCGAACCGCCCGGCCACCGCCGCCAACGUUUACCUCACCUACGGCCGCUCCGACCUGGCGUUCGCGGACGGCGGCGCCCACGUGCGCGAGAUGCGCAGGCUCUGCGCCACAACCCUCUUCAGCCGGCGCCGCGCCGAGACGUGGCUCGCCGUGCGCGACGGGUACGGGGCGCUGGCCCGCGACGUGGGCAGGCGCAGCGGCCAGGCCGUGAACCUAGGCGAGCUCAUCUUCAACCACACCGUGGGCGUCAUCUUCCGCGCUGCCUUCAGCGCCGGCGACGAGGGACUGGACGAGUUCGUCGUCAUCCUCCGGGUGUUCUCCAAGAUCUUAGGCGAGUUCCACGCCGGCGACUACUUCCCGUGGCUCCGGUGGACGGCCCGGCUGGGCUUCAACCGCCGCCUCCACGCAGCGCGCAGCGCCGUCGACAAGUUUACCGACAAGAUAAUCGACGACCACGUGAGGAGAGGGAAGAACCCCGCCGAUGCCGACGCCGACUUGGUAGAUGGCCUGCUCGCUUUCCUCGCCGACGCGAACCUAUCCAAAGGGAAGGACGCCCUCCACUUCACCCGCGACAACGUCAAGGCCAUGAUCAUGGAUAUGUUGUUUGGCGGGCCGGAAACGGUGAGUUCAACGAUUGAGUGGGCAAUGGCGGAGAUGAUGCGUAGCCCUAAUACCUUUGCACGGCUUCAGCAGGAGCUGGCUGACGUGGUGGGGCUCGACCGCAUGGUGGAUGACUCAGACCUCGACAAGCUCCCCUUCCUAGGAUGCGUCGUCAAAGAGACGUUCCGCAUGCACCCGCCCAUCCCGACGCUUCUCCACGCGGCUGCUAAAGACUGUGUACUCGGAGGUUACUCGGUCCCUAAAGGCUCGCGAAUAAUAAUCAAUAUGUGGGCAAUCAAUCGUUACCGCGAGGCCUGGAAGGACGGCGACGCCUUCCGGCCGACGCGGUUCAUGCCAGGUGAGGGGGACGCUGUCGGGCGGGACCUCAAGGGCGGCUCCUUCGAGUUCCUACCCUUCGGGUCUGGACGACGCUCGUGUCCAGCACAGGGAUUCGGUCAUCAUGCAGUACAAUUGGCUGUCGCAUACCUCGCCCAUGGGUUCAACUGGGAGCUACCCGACGGUAUGAGUCCGGCGGAGCUUGACAUGGGUGACAUGCCCGGCAUCACUGGACCGCGCGCCGCGCACCUCUACGCCGUGCCCACGUCCCGACUCAACUGCACGUUGUAAAGUGCUGCUUGUUCGGUCUCAUACGUACCUGGUAACAAUUUCUCUUUGUUGGGAAGUACUCAUAACUGCUAUUAGUAUUUCCCCGAGAAAAUAAAUGCUAUCAGUAUGUUCUUGUCCCGCCAUUGAGCACCAUGUGAAACUGGUUGGUUGGUUUCUCAAAAAGAAAAGAAAAAACUGG